CUUUGUCAGCAAUGAAAAAGGAAUGAAAAAGUUAGCCUGCUGUUAGAUUUAAGGAGUAGUGUUGUGACAGAGGCACAGCGGCAAAUAUUUCACAUCUAUCCCAUCAUGUCAAAUGAUAUCAUACUCCUAAGAUAUUUCCAAAAUCAUGGCUUCAACUGAGAUGAAGAUCUUUUUUUCCUGUGUUAUUCUGAUAUGCGCCAACGUGAUAACGGCUACAUUUCCACAGUCGAAGGUUUACGCUCAUAUCGAGGCCAUCAAUAAAGGAAAAGUUUCCUAUCAGGCUGGACAAGUGAUGAAAGACUGGACUUUGGCAAAUGCUUUCAGCCAGCAAUCGGGUGGCAUGAGAUACAGUAAUGGACAACUGACUGUGCCUACCGCUGGACCGUAUUAUAUCUACGCACAACUAUACUUUCACACCAAGGGGAGGGUGGAGAUUCGUAAGAAUAACCAAAGGGUCACUAUGCUUCAACCAGCUGAAGGCACAGGUUACUUACCCCUUUAUACAGGGGGAGUGUUUCUCUUAAGAAGAGGUGACGUCAUAUCGCUACAUUCGAAUCACAACGUCGUGAUUUACAUGUCUUCUGCUCACACUUAUUUUGGGGCGUUUUUGAUUUGACCUUCACGCUAACAUGUAAAAGUCUAGAGAGAAAUUGCACCACGAUUUCAAUAAAGGAUACAGUCAUAUUAAAA
Pocillopora verrucosa is the source of this 690-nucleotide messenger RNA. NCBI's taxonomy places the organism in Eukaryota, Metazoa, Cnidaria, Anthozoa, Scleractinia, Pocilloporidae. The record is from RefSeq and is a predicted model, not a curated record.